CGUGCGCGGCUGCGCGAGGGCCGCCAGGACCGGAACCGCGGGGGGCGCGGAGCCCGGCGUGUGGUACGGGAAGGGGGCGCCCGGCUGGCGGCCGGAGCGGCAGCGGGACCGCGGCCCGAGCCGCCCCGCCCGCCAUGGGCCUCCUGUCGGACCCGGUGCGCCGGCGCGCGCUCGUCCGCCUGGUUCUGCGCCUCAAUGCGCCGCUCUGCGUGCUGAGCUACGUGGCGGGCAUCGCCUGGUUCCUCGCGCUGGCCUUCCCGCCGCUGACCCAGCGCACCUACAUGUCGGAGAACGCCAUGGGCUCCACCAUGGUGGAGGAGCAGUUUGCGGGCGGGGACCGCGCCCGCGCCUUUGCCCGCGACUUUGCUGCCCACCGCCGGAAGUUGGGGGCUCUGCCGGUGGCCUGGCUGGAGCGGACGAUGCGGUCCGUGGGGCUGGAGGUCUACACCCAGAGCUUCUCCCGGAAACUGCCCUUUCCCGAUGAGACCCACGAGCGCUAUAUGGUGUCGGGCACCAACGUGUACGGCAUCCUGCGGGCCCCACGCGCUGCCAGCACCGAGUCUCUGGUGCUCACCGUGCCCUGUGGCCCCGACUCUACCAACAGCCAGGCUGUGGGGCUGCUUUUGGCACUGGCUGCCCACUUUCGGGGGCAGAUCUACUGGGCCAAAGACAUCAUCUUCCUGGUGACGGAACACGACCUGCUGGGCACCGAGGCGUGGCUGGAAGCCUACCACGACGUCAACGUCACUGGCAUGCAGUCAUCCCCUCUGCAGGGCCGGGCCGGGGCCAUCCAGGCAGCUGUGGCCCUGGAGCUGAGCAGCGAUGUGGUCACUAGCCUUGACGUGGCCGUGGAGGGGCUCAAUGGGCAGCUGCCCAACCUUGACCUGCUCAACCUCUUCCAGACCUUCUGCCAGAAAGGGGGGCUGCUGUGCACCCUUCAGGGCAAGUUGCAGCCCCAGGACUGGACGUCGAUAGAUGGGCCGCUGCAGGGUCUGCAGACACUGCUGCUCAUGGUUCUGCAACAGGCCUCUGGCCGCCCCCACGGUCCCCACGGCCUCUUCCUGCGCUACCGUGUGGAGGCUCUCACGCUGCGCGGCAUCAACAGCUUCCGCCAGUAUAAGUAUGACUUGGUGGCAGUGGGCAAGGCUCUGGAGGGCAUGUUUCGAAAGCUCAACCACCUUCUGGAGCGUCUGCACCAGUCCUUCUUCUUCUACCUGCUCCCCGCCCUGUCCCGCUUUGUCUCCAUCGGCCUCUACAUGCCUGCUGCUGGCUUCUUGCUCCUGGUCCUUGGUCUCAAGGCCCUGGAACUGUGGAUGCAGCUGCAUGAGGCUGGAGUGGGCCCUAAGGAGGCUGGGGCGGCCUCUGGACUCAGUCCUCCCCUCCCCCCAGCACAGGGCGUGGGGCUGGCUUCCCUUGUGGCACCCCUGCUGAUCUCACAGGCCAUGGGCCUGGCCCUCUACGUCCUACCGGUGCUGGGCCAGCACGUGGCCGCCCAGCACUUCCCUGUGGCUGAGGCUGAAGCUGUGGUGCUGACGCUGCUGGCCAUCUAUGCCGCCGGCCUGGCCCUUCCGCACAACACCCACCGUGUGGUGAGCUCACAGGCCCCAGACAGGGGCUGGAUGGCACUGAAGCUGGUAGCCCUGAUCUACCUGGCACUCCAGCUGGCCUGCAUCACCCUCACCAACUUCUCCCUGGGCUUCCUGCUGGCCACCACCAUGGUGCCUGCUGCUGCACUCACUGAGCCCAGUGGGCCCCGGCCCCUCUAUGCCGCCCUGCUGGUGCUGACAAGUCCAGCAGCCACGCUCCUGGGCAGCCUGUUCCUGUGGCGGGAGCUGCAAGAGGCCCCGUUGUCGCUGGCCGAGGGCUGGCAGCUCUUCCUGGCGGCGCUGGCCCAGGGCGUGCUGGAGCACCACAUCUACGGCGCCCUGCUCUUCCCGCUGCUAGCGCUGGGCCUCUACCCCUGCUGGCUGCUCUUCUGGAACGUUCUCUUCUGGAAGUGAUGUCUGCCUGCCCUGUGGCACAAAGACUGUGGCAGGAACUCCCCAAACACCCCAUCUUCUCCCUCCUAGGAAAUAAACAGGUGUCUUGUUUGA
Eptesicus fuscus (big brown bat) is the source of this 2093-nucleotide messenger RNA. It is a transcript of the gene GPAA1, whose product is annotated as glycosylphosphatidylinositol anchor attachment 1. The coding region runs from base 135 to 2000 and encodes 621 amino acids. Gene Ontology annotation, cellular component: membrane; GPI-anchor transamidase complex. The record is from RefSeq and is a predicted model, not a curated record. Lineage: Eukaryota; Metazoa; Chordata; Mammalia; Chiroptera; Vespertilionidae. The transcript has 12 exons. Gene Ontology annotation, biological process: attachment of GPI anchor to protein.